Molecule: messenger RNA, 4053 nt
Organism: Anolis carolinensis (green anole)
Lineage: Eukaryota; Metazoa; Chordata; Lepidosauria; Squamata; Anolidae
Gene: jmjd8
Product: jumonji domain containing 8
Exons: 9
Coding region: 85-870 (261 amino acids)
Cellular component (GO): cytoplasm
Source: RefSeq, a predicted model, not a curated record
CCGCCUCCAAAAGGUUCCCUUUUAGCCGUUGCUCCUUCCUCCUCGAGGCGUGUUUCGUGGGGGCUUCUCUGCCGGACGGAGCGGAUGGGGCUCCUCCUGGGCCUCUUCCUCCCCUUCCUCCUCAUCCCCGGAGAGUCGCUGGGAAAGGAUGGAGGCUGGCCCGCAAACAAACGCGCCGCCUUAACGGAAGAAGAGAGCUGCACCAUCGAAAGGCGAGACGCCAGUUUAACCUACUCCGAGUUCAUUCAGCAGUAUGCCUUUUCUCGGCCGGUUAUACUCCAGGGAAUCACAGACAACUCGGAGUUCCAGGCUCAAUGUACCAAGGAGGAGCUUCUGGCCAAAUUUGGGGACCGUCCCAUCCGGCUGAGCACCGCCAAUACCUACUCUUACCAAAAAGUUGACCUCCCCUUCCAGGAAUAUGUGGAUCAGCUGCUGGAACCCCAGGAUCUGGACUCUCUUGGGAGCGAAACACUCUACUUCUUUGGGGACAAUAACUUCACCGAAUGGGGCUCUCUGUUCCAAAGAUACAGGCCCCCACCUUUCCGAAUCCCGGGCACCACGGGCGCCUACAGUUUUGGGAUCGCUGGAUCCGGCUCAGGUGUGCCGUUCCAUUGGCACGGCCCUGGCUUCUCCGAAGUUAUCUUUGGCAGAAAGCGCUGGUUUCUGUAUCCACCAGAGAAGACGCCCGAGUUCCACCCAAACAGAACAACCCUGUCUUGGUUGCUGGAUACGUACCCUUUUCUGCCGUCGUGGGAAAGGCCCAUGGAAUGUACCAUUCACCCUGGGGAGGUUCUGUACUUCCCAGACCGCUGGUGGCACGCCACACUCAAUCUGGACACCAGUGUUUUCAUCUCAACGUUCCUGGGCUAGCCAAUCCGCAUGGCCAUAUCCUGGGAUUCCUGCCCUCUCCAAAGCUGUUUUAUAUGAAGUUGCAAAUUUGAUGUUGGUGCCCAAGCGACCACGGGACUAUCAUAGAAUAAAAUCAUAGAAUCAUAGAGUUGGAAGAGACCUCACGAGCCAUCCAGUCCAACCCCCUGCAAGAAGCAGGAAAAUCUCAUUCAAAGCACCCCCGACAGAUGGCCAUCCAGCCUCUCCUUAAAAGCCUCUGUGACAUGGUCUGUGACAUGGCGUGUUACAUCAGGCAAGGAGAUGGCAGGCAGAUGCUGUGACACUUGUUGAUAUUCAGACAGCCGGAACCAGUUCCAACUAUGAAGUAUCUCUUGUCAGAACUUGGUAGUUUUAUACAAGGGUUGAAUGAAAAGUAAUUUUUCCACCUUGCUAACUCCUGAAGAGAUGGCAGUCCUGGUCUGCGGCAGGUCCUGGCUUCUUCAGUAGACUCUCCUCUACAGUUCCAUUUGGAGGGAAGCCCUAGCAUUGAACUGUUGUGUUGUUAAAGGGCGAAGUAUGGAACCCUGCGAAGACGGGGAAGCCUUAGCAUUGAACGGUUGUGUUGUUAAAGUGAAAGUAUGGAACCCUGCGCAGAUGGGGAAGCCUUAGCAUUGAACAGUUGUGUUGUUAAAGAGCGAAGUAUGGAACCCUGCGCAGACGGAGAAGCCUUAGCAUUGAACGGUUGUGUUGUUAAAGUGCAAAGUAUGGAACCCUGCGCAGACGGAGAAGCCUUAGCAUUGAACGGUUGUGUUGUUAAAGAGCGAAGUAUGGAACCCUGCGCAGACGGAGAAGCCUUAGCAUUGAACAGUUGUGUUGUUAAAGUGCAAAGUAUGGAACCCUGCGCAGACGGAGAAGCCUUAGCAUUGAACGGUUGUGUUGUUAAAGUGCAAAGUAUGGAACCCUGUGCAGAUGGGGAAGCCUUAGCAUUGAACAGUUGUGUUGUUAAAGUGCAAAGUAUGGAACCCUGCGCAGAUGGGGAAGCCUUAGCAUUGAACAGUUGUGUUGUUAAAGUGCGAAGUAUGGAACCCUGUGCAGACGGGGAAGCCUUAGCAUUGAACAGUUGUGUUGUUAAAAGUGCAAAGUAUGGAACCCUGCGCAGACGGAGAAGCCUUAGCAUUGAACGGUUGUGUUGUUAAAGUGCAAAGUAUGGAACCCUGUGCAGACGGGGAAGCCUUAGCAUUGAACAGUUGUGUCGUGAAAGUGUGAAGUAUGGAACUUUCAUUUCAAGCGACAGCAUCCUGGGUACCCAUCGUGCACAGAUCUUCCGAGAGCCAAGCAAAGCAAUAAUGUGACCCACACGUUCUUGUGAAAUGCCGAUUAUGCUUUACAUUUCUCUCUGAGUGAUACAACGAUCGUCCUGAAUCAAUCUGUCAAACUUUUGCUUGUGAAACUCGAUGGUUGUUGUCACAGGACAUCCAACUCUUUGUCAUGCAAGUCAGAUGUUCCCACCUCAACAUCUUUAAACUUACUCGCCCAACGACGCACAGGACUCACUUCAACACAAUCCCCAUAAACAGCUUGCAUUCUCUGACGAAUCUCCUUUGGGGUGAUACCUUCUGCCGUCAAGAAUUCAAUAACUGCAUGUUGCGUAUGUCUCACUGACAGACUGUCUGCGCAGGGUUCCAUACUUCGCACUUGAACAACACAACCGUUCAAUGCUAAGGCUUCCCUGUCUGCACAGGUUCUAUACUUCACACUUUAACAACACAACCGUUCAAUGCUAAGGCUUCCCUGUCUGCACAGGUUCUAUACUUCACACUUUAACAACACAACCGUUCAAUGCUAAGGCUUCCCUGUCUGCACAGGUUCUAUACUUCACACUUUAACAACACAACUGUUCAAUGCUAAGGCUUCCCUGUCUGCACAGGUUCUAUACUUCACACUUUAACAACACAACCGUUCAAUGCUAAGGCUUCCCUGUCUGCACAGGUUCUAUACUUCGCACUUUAACAACACAACCGUUCAAUGCUAAGGCUUCCCUGUCUGCACAGGUUCUAUACUUCACACUUUAACAACACAACCGUUCAAUGCUAAGGCUUCCCUGUCUGCACAGGUUCUAUACUUCACACUUUAACAACACAACCGUUCAAUGCUAAGGCUUCCCUGUCUGCACAGGUUCUAUACUUCACACUUUAACAACACAACUGUUCAAUGCUAAGGCUUCCCUGUCUGCACAGGUUCUAUACUUCACACUUUAACAACACAACCGUUCAAUGCUAAGGCUUCCCUGUCUGCACAGGUUCUAUACUUCGCACUUUAACAACACAACCGUUCAAUGCUAAGGCUUCCCUGUCUGCACAGGUUCUAUACUUCGCACUUUAACAACACAACCGUUCAAUGCUAAGGCUUCCCUGUCUGCACAGGUUCCAUACUUCGCACUUUAACAACACAACCGUUCAAUGCUAAGGCUUCCCUGUCUGCACAGGUUCUAUACUUCGCACUUUAACAACACAACCGUUCAAUGCUAAGGCUUCCCUGUCUGCACAGGUUCUAUACUUCACACUUUAACAACACAACCGUUCAAUGCUAAGGCUUCCCGCCAAAUGGAACUGUAGAGGAGAGUCUACUGAAUAAGCCAGAACCUGCUGCAGACCAGGACCGCUAUCUGUUGAGGAGUUACGAAGGUGGAGGCAUUACUUUGAAUUCAACCCUCAUAUUUCUCAGUACAAGAAGUGACUUGUUGUACAUUUUCUAUAUACAUUCCUCUUUCCUUGUAACUGCCUUCAACGUGGGUGAUGUUUGAUGGUAGUUGUAGUCAACUAUCCAACAAGUCCAAGCGCCCGCCCUGCGGUCUCCUAAAAAAAUACAGUGACCAGAGAUAUGAGGAUGCCCUUCUUAUGUGUCUCUUUUGGAUUGAAGCAAAUUGUCAUCAGUAAGAAAGGAAACUGCAAAGCUGAAACCAUGGAAGAGCGAGCCAUGGCAGUCCUCAUACCGUGCUAAGUGGAACAUUUACCAGCAGGUGGAAAUGAUGUUCCUGUUCUUCAGAGAACAGUACUAACGUGACUCGCCUUUCCGAUCUACAGUUAAGAUGUACUUGCUUUUAUUUGUGUCCUGGGAAAUAGCGAGGACAGGCGGUGGGGAGAGAGAGCAUUAGGGAUUGAUAUCUUAUUGCAUAACGGGCAUUAAAAUUAAAUUUUGAAUUAAAAUAUUUGUCAUAAAGCUGAA